Molecule: messenger RNA, 4226 nt
Organism: Aedes albopictus (Asian tiger mosquito)
Lineage: Eukaryota; Metazoa; Arthropoda; Insecta; Diptera; Culicidae
Exons: 5
Coding region: 805-3825 (1006 amino acids)
Biological process (GO): regulation of transcription by RNA polymerase II
Cellular component (GO): nucleus
Molecular function (GO): RNA polymerase II cis-regulatory region sequence-specific DNA binding; DNA-binding transcription factor activity, RNA polymerase II-specific; zinc ion binding
Source: RefSeq, a predicted model, not a curated record
CUGCAAUCCAACCAAAGCACGUGUUUCACCAGCGGCACAUCCUCAGUGGGUACCGCGCACAACAAAAUGCGCCCGGUACCUCGCAAAUGUUUUUCUGUCACUUACGUGAGAGUGUGUGCGUGACACCUUCGAUUCGAGAGCGUGUGUUUGGAACGAGGCGCAGAGGAGGAAAAACAAAAACCGAAAAUCGCCGCGGGUUGACGGAAAGAACGCGUCUCGCUUGCGUGAAAAAUAGUUUUGAUUGCAAUUUUCCGGCGGAUAAAGAACGUCGAAUGGCGUGAAAAUUGUGCAUUUGUGGUGUUAAAGGUGCAUAGUUUGUGAAAAUUGUGUUGGUUUUCGGUGGGAGGUGUUGGUUGUAUGGAAAAAGAUUGAUUGAGCUAGGCGAUUGACAGCAGCAGCAUCGUCCAUCCGCCGUCCGCGGAGUUUGUUGAUAGUCGCGCCGUCGACAACGAGUGAGUGGGUGGGAGCGCAAAGUGCAUCAGAUCGUCUUCGGCUGUGGCGGGGUGGAGAAGUCUGGUCUACCAAGAAAGAGGAUUAAUUGCAAGUGGUGGGAAAACAAUAAUCGACAACAAACGGGGAUUGAUUGUGUGGAGCAGAAAAAUGAGAUUGAGCGCCAACAUUGAACAGUAGGUGCGAGCGAUUCCCUUGAUUGGGAGGAUGCUUCCGGAAGCUUCUGACAGAUUUUGGCUAGGAAAGUGAAAAUGGAUCGUGAAAAGCGAGAGUGAGCUGUUCCGGUGCAGGAAAGUACGUCGGAUUAGAAAGGAAAAAGUAACCAGCUGCUGUGAAAACACACGAAGUAGGGAAAUGGCCGGAUACAAGUGCGUGAACUUUGGAGACUUGUGUCGUCUUUGCGCCAGCAGCAGUGGUGGCCGGGUCGGGAUAUUUACGGAUGAAGGAAAACGGAAGAACAUCCACGUCAAAAUCACCGACUGCCUCAAGAUUAAGAUUUACGAGAAAGAUCGUCUGCCGAAGAGCGUUUGUGCAAAAUGUCUGAAGCAACUAGAAGCCCACGUCGAAUUCCGGGAAUCGGUAGUGAAAGCGCAGAGUAUGCUGGAAAGUUGUCUCAACUCGACCAAGCUGCGGAACGGUGGAAUGGUCUAUAUCAAGGACGAUUCCACGAAAGACGAUCUACCCACGACGAGUCCUCAGGCGAGCAUUUCAUCGAGCCCGUCCACGGCAACCAUCACUCUACCGACCAUCCAAACCCAACCGCCGGCAGCACAAACGACAAGCCCCCAAGUGAAACUAUUGCCAACAAUCCCGGCAAGCAGUUCAACUUUGCAACAGCAGCAGCCAACAGCCUCCAUCACAACGGCGCCUGCUAUGACUCCCAUAAUCAUCAACAGCCUCCCGAAAGGAUUCGGUCAGGGGACGACCGGUGGAACGGCUACCAUCAUGGCGCCGAAUGCGGAUUUCCUAACCAGUAUUAUGCAGGCAGUUGGCAUUCAAACGGGAGAAACUUCGGUGGCUGCGGCGGCCGUUGCUGCGGCAGCUUCCACUCAAGACACUUCCGGACAGAACCAGCAGCAGCAGCAACCUCUAGCGCAGUACACCAUAACGGUAGAUGGGCAGACGAUCAAGGCCAAUCAGAUCCAUUACAAAAUUCAGGAUGGAACGACGGGCGGUCAGGGGUCUGUGCUGGCUAUCGAUGGGGAGCAGCAGCAGCAGCAGGGCAGUUCGUACCAGGCCCAGAUGGAUGAGUUUCUCAAACUGAAGACUCCGGUAAAGUCUGCGAGCAGAAAGGAGCUAGAAAAGACGUCGGAACCAGUGUCGGCAAAGAAGCCAAAGAUUAGCGUUCUCAUAAAACCGCCCCAAACACCGCAGACCACACUAGUGACAUCAACACCUCCCAAGCAAACUAUUCUGGCCGCAACGACACCGAUGGCCACCGCCAUAUCCAGCAGCCCCAUAACCCUUACGCCCGUGUCGUCCACCACCAGUAUAGCUAGCUUCUCGGCCGCUCCAACCGGUACGAUAUUCACGAGCACUCCCCUCGCGGCCAAUUCAGCAACCGUGAAAUCUACAGCUGCCAUACCCGUGCUGGACGCGGCUAAAAUGAUGCAAGGCAACAAGUGCAUUGUUCCCAUAAUGCUGAAGGCCGAGGGCGGAGGAGAGCAAAUCGCGUUGGCUCCGAUUGCGAAUGUUGGGGAGAUGAACAAAAGCAUGGUUUCGAAUGUUCAGUAUGUACAGAUGAAGCUACAACCCGGACCGGAUGGAAUGUUCCGAUUGGCCCCGGCUCAGAUGCCACCGGCUCUUACGUUGACUCCCCAAGGUCUGCAGCAGUUUGGUAUCAGUCCGAUACAGACAGUCCAAACACAACCAGCCCAGCAACAGAUUCAAAUCCAACCCCAGCAGAUCCAAGCUCAACUGACCAUGCCUAGUGUGCAAGUUCCGCUGUCCAACUAUCUCAGUCUAGUCGAAAAAUCAACCCAACUUCAGAACCAAACGUCUGAAGUGCAACAACCACAACAGGCAAACAUAGUCAUCACCACGCAACCUGUGCAGCAACAAUCUCAACAGCAACAGCAACAACAGACCCCAGUUCAACAAACGCAGCAUCUGCAAGUCGUCCAAAGACCUACGAUACAGGUUCAACAACCGGCUCAGCAAACUCCUCCGAAACCUCCCAAACCCAACCCUCCGCAGCCAUCUCAACCCUCUCCCAUAACCCACCGCCGAGAAUCCUCCUCCCAAGACCACCAUUCCCAACUUAACAGCUCGUCGGAAUCCUUGACCAGCGCGACCAACGCAUCCCUUGCGGCCACCCAGCAGAUGAAGGCCAUCUCUGCGCUGUCCCUGCUCAAGCAGGACACCCACCACGAUUCGAUGGUCGGCGGUUCCACCAGCCAGGGAAACACCGCGUCCAGCGUAUCGUCCACCGUGAGCUUCACCUCGUGCGACGUGUGCUCCAAGUCGUUCAAGCGAAAGGAACACCUGAUGCAGCACCUCAAGUCGCACGUCGGCCUCCGACCGUUCAAGUGCGACGAAACGGGCUGUAGCAAAUCGUUCAGCCGGAAGGAGCACCUGAUGAGGCACAUCGUGUCCCACACGGGGAAGAAGCUGUUUGCGUGUCCGAUCUGCCGGAAGUACUUCUCCCGGAAGGAUAAUCUUAAUAAGCAUAAGAAGACUCACCAGCAGAAUAGUAGCUCUGCUCCGUAUCACUGUACGAUAUGCAGUAAGCAUUUCUACAUCAAGGGUCACUUUUUGAAACACAAGCAGAUGCACGACAUGGCGAAAGAUGCGCAGCAGUCUGAAAAGAAAUCUCCCGUUAAACCAAAAGUGGAAUCUUCGGAGCGAUCUCAACAGUUACCUACGGUUCAACAGCAGCAGCAAUCACAACAACAACAACAGCAACAACCCCAGCACCAAAUCCAACAAGUACAACUACCCACUCAGCAACAGGUUCAACCUCAGCCCCAAAUACAGCCAGCCACAGUUCAGUCCCAGCAGAUCUUCACCAUUCCGGCAGCUCAACUGCAGAGUGCUCUCUCCGGCAAGGGUCCCAUCCUCCAGCAGUUGCAGAUUGCGAUGCCAACCAGCAUGGCGACCGCCACCAGCCAUCACAGCACACUGCAAACCGUAUCGGCUUCGACCCUAGCAGGACUAGGCGUCGGAGGGGCCACGGUGACCGCGAGUAGCGCAAACAGCGGCGGAACCAGAACGGCUAUCAUAAAAUCGGCCGAUGGAAGUUCGGCCACCGUUUAUACGCUUCCGUCGAACUUUAUCAUCGAUGGGACGCAGUUUUUGAGUGCCAUGCAACAGCAACAGCAGUCCAGGGAACUGAUGGGAAGCAUCGGGAACAUCAAAAUCGAACAGAUUACCUAGGAGCGAAGGGUGGUGUGGGUUAACCAACAUUCCAGUUAGGGAAGGGUGUGUUUGUACAGUAAAAUUGUAUAGUUAGUAUGUAGGAAUAAUGUAGGACUUGUUGUCACCUAUAUGUUUGUUUCGUUCACUUCGACAUGAAUUAACGAUUUCUUUCAAGUAUUUGUACAAAUUUAAUAACUGCAAGUGUAUUUAUGAAAUAUUCUAGUUGUUUUCAGUGUUUUUGUAGAUGUUAACACUUAUGUGACUCUCUCAUCAAAAAUUUGCGAAAUUGAACUUCUAUGAGUUUCAACUUGUAAAUUGAUGUUACAUAGCUAUGUACAACAAAAAAUAGCUAGCUGUUGUAGUAGACUGUGUUGAUAAAAGUAGUUUAGUAGAAACGUAAACUUAUUAAAUUGAUUAAA